Molecule: messenger RNA, 2885 nt
Organism: Gymnodraco acuticeps
Lineage: Eukaryota; Metazoa; Chordata; Actinopteri; Perciformes; Bathydraconidae
Product: conserved oligomeric Golgi complex subunit 2-like
Exons: 18
Coding region: 118-2295 (725 amino acids)
Biological process (GO): Golgi organization; protein transport; intra-Golgi vesicle-mediated transport
Cellular component (GO): COG complex; membrane
Source: RefSeq, a predicted model, not a curated record
CCUCCAGACUCUUCUUCGUUGGUGCACUUGCCAUGUUUGCGGAAGCUUGUUUCUAGCAGAUAGCUGGAGGCUUCUUACAUUUACACUUUAUGCUGUAGCUGUAUUUUAUAAUCAAAUAUGAAUCUACCAAAGGGACCAGAUUCGCUGUGCUUCGAUAAGGAUGUUUUUAUGAAGGAUGACUUUGACGUGGACCAGUUUGUGGCGGAGUGUCGGAAGCAGGUCCAGAUGGAGGAGAUGAGGGAGGACCUGGAGCUCUACUACAAGCUGCUGAAAACAGCCAUGGUGGAGCUCAUCAAUAAGGACUACGCCGACUUUGUUAACCUCUCCACCAACCUGGUGGGGAUGGACAAAGCCCUCAAUCAGCUUUCUGUGCCGUUGGGACAGUUACGAGAGGAGGUUAUGAGUCUGCGGUCCUGUGUGAGUGAGGUGAUCCAGGCUAUAGACAACCAGCUAACCAAACAGGAAGAUCUGCAGAAAAAGAAGGUGUGUGUAUUGAGGCUGAUUCAGGUGGUGCGCUCGGUGGAGAAAAUUGAGAAGAUCCUCAACUCGCAGAACUCCAAGGAAUCUGGCUCCCUGGAAAUCAGCAGUCCCUUGUUGGCAGGCCAGGUCCUGGAGAGGAUUGCUACAGAAUUCAACCAGCUGCAGUUCCACGCUGUACAGAGCAAAGGCAUGCCCCUACUGGACAAAGUCAGACCUCGUAUCGCAGGGAUCACCUCCAUGCUGCAGCAGUCUCUGGAGGGCGUGCUGAUCGAGGGUCUGCAAACAUCCAACCUGGACAUGGUGUGUCACUGCCUGAGGACGUACGCCACCAUAGACAAGACUCGAGAUGCUGAGGCCCUGGUGGGGCAGGUGUUGGUCAAGCCAUACAUGGACCAGGUAAUAGUGGAAGAGGUGGUGAAGUCCAGUCCGAAUGGUCUCCAGUUGAUGUACUCCAGACUGUUGGAGUUUGUUCCUCAUCACUGCAGACUGCUCAGAGAGGUGACUGGAGGAGCCAGAUCCAGUGACAAAUCUGUCGUAGUGCCAGGUUAUGAUUUCCUGGUGAACUCUGUGUGGCCUGAGAUGAUCAAAGGGAUAGAGGAGAGAUUGUCCUACCUCUUCAACCCUGGAAACCCCGAAAUAUUCUUUGAGCGUUACAGCGAGAGUAUGGAGUUUGUGCGGAGGUUUGAGCGUCAGUGCAGCUCACAGGCCAGUGUGAAGAGACUGAGAGUUCACCCCUCAUACACCACCUUCCAGAACAAAUGGAACCUGCCUGUCUACUUUCAACUAAGGUACAAGGAAAUUGCUGGAAGUCUGGAGAACGCCAUCAGUGAUGGACUUGAGGCUGCACCAGCAGCUGGCAGUGCCUUCCACCUGCAGGUGUCGGAGGUGUUGUGGUCGUGUCUGAUGAGAUGUUGGUCAGACAAAGUCUACCUGUCCCCUCUGGCACAUCGCUUCUGGAAGCUCACGCUGCAGCUCUACGCACGAUAUGCCAAGUUUCUUGACGAGGUGUUGACUAAGACUCCAACGCCUGAGUUACCUAAAGAGCCGACCAGGCCUCUGCCCAGCUCCGCCUCCUCCACCUCCAGCCGGACGUCGGGGGGGAGUGAGAGCGGGAGUCCUGCCUCUCUGUCCACCAAACAGCUGGUCUACAUAGCAGCUGACAUCCAGAAGCUGCAGGAACAGAUACCAGAGUUGUCAGAGACGGUCAGAAUACGGUUAGAAGCGAUUGGAUUCAAAAACUUUGCUGUGGUGGAAGACGCCUUAAUGGAUUCCAAGACUUGCCUGUCCAGUAGCAUUCCCACUUUAAAUAUCAAGAUGACCCAGCAUCUGACUGAACGCAGUUGCCGCUUCCUGAAGAGUGCCUCUGAGGUCCCAAGACUGUACCGCAGGACUAAUAAGGAUGUGCCGGUGCGUGCAUCCGCCUACAUGGACAACGCCUUGCGGCCGUUAGUUCAGUUACUGACUGACUCAACAGGGCUGGUCCACCAAUCUACAGCAAAAGAGUGGCUGCGAGUGGCACUGUCUGACUGCACACAGAGGUACUAUGAGACCAUCUCUGAGGUUCUGAGCUCAGUGAGGAAGAUGGAGGAGAGUCUGAAGCGCUUAAAGCAAGCCAGAAAGGGUGCAAGCAUGACCUCCACAGCAGGAGCCAACGGUGGACCCACAGACGACAGCAAGAUCCGACUACAACUGGCACUGGAUGUGGAAUACCUGGGGGAACAGAUCGAGAAGAUGGGUUUUCAGCCAAGUGACAUCUCCAUGUUCACCACUCUGAUGGACCUGGUGAAAGAGGCCCGAGAGCUCGCUGAGCAGUAAAAUGUUCACUCCAUAAUAACUGAAACCCAAUAACAUGCUGCUGUUCCUCAACACUAAUGAAGGAAAAACAAUAUUUGUCACAGUCUAGACUAGAGUCAAAGUGUGGUUACAGUUUGUGAUGAGAAGGCCACGAAGAACGUGUGACAAGAACUGACAUUAUGGGGAUAUUUGUGUACAAAAAAAAUCUAAAUUCAGACUUUAAAGCCACAGAGCACAAACAUUUAUCAUCAGGAAUCUGUCGGAUGUGCGGUAGUUGUUGUUGGAAACCUAAAAAAAACGUCAUUGGUUCUGCCGUAGUCAAUGUGAAUAAAAGGGACUGCAUUGUAUAUUAAAUGUUUUUAUAGAAAAUGCCUGAUCCUGGUGAUAUGCACUGCUUUGGAAAGUCAUUGUAUAUGUUGGGUCAGAAUAUUGCAAGAGUCUUAAAUCUAAGUUGUAAAGAGAGAAUGUUAAUAAAUAUUUAUAUCAUUUCUGCUACUUGGUGAAGGAUGCAUCUCAAAUAAGGAAGUCUGUUAGUGUGUAAUAUUUACAUUUUUGUUAAAAUCAAAGUUAUAUAAUAUAAUUAACUUGGGAAUAAAAUUAAGAACUUCGGA